CUGAGAGUAGUGAUGGGAUGGCAGUGGCCUGUGGGAGGGGUCUGGCCCUGUGCGGUGCAGGCAGACCUAGAACUGCUGAGAGCAGGAGCCCUGCCUGCAGCUGAGGAGCUCAGAGGGACGGCUCCGGUCCCUCCUGCCUGUUCAGGAGCAACGUGGAAACAAUGGGAUCAGCGCCGGAGGGCUGGCCCCGGUUUGCAGCCCGUGUUUUUGUCUUGCACCAAAUGUUUACUCAAAACACACAAGCCCCCUCUGAGAAUGGGGUCAGCUGGCCCCUCUAAUCGCCUCCGCAGGCAGAGACACGGUGUCCCUCUGAGGAGCUUGUCACCUAGAGGUCAGCUGGACAUGGAGGGUGCCCUGACUGCCAGGGACCGGGUGGGAAUUCAGGACUUUGUCCUUCUGGAUGAAACCACGGAGGCCGCCUUCAUCAGCAACCUGAAGAAACGUUUUAGCAAGGAUCUUAUCUAUACUUACAUUGGUACAUUGUUGGUGUCUGUCAAUCCAUACAAGGAGGUGGACAUCUACAAUAAGAAGCAGAUGGAUACCUACAUGGGAAUCAACUUUUUUGAGCUUCCACCUCACAUCUAUGCCUUGGCAGAUAAUGCCUACCACAUGAUGCUGACAGAGUUCAACAACCACUUCAUCCUCAUCUCUGGCGAGAGUGGAGCGGGGAAAACCGAGGCCUCCAAGAAAAUUCUGCAGUAUUACGCUGUCAGCUGUCCAAGCACGAAUUUACUAAACACUGUCCGAGACAAGAUGCUCAUGUCCAACCCCGUCCUGGAGGCUUUUGGGAAUGCCAAAACACUGAAAAAUGACAACUCGAGUCGGUUUGGAAAGUAUAUGGACAUCCAGUUUAACAGCCAGGGGGAUGCUGUUGGGGGCCACAUACUGAACUACCUACUCGAGAAGUCAAGGGUGGUACAUCAAAAUCACGGGGAGAGAAACUUCCACAUCUUCUACCAGUUGGUGGAGGGGGGAACGGACGACUUACUGCGGCAGCUGGGCCUGGAGAGAAACUGUCAGCAUUACAGCUACCUGACACAAGGGGAGUGUGCAACUGUGCCAUCCAUUAAUGACAAAAAUGAUUGGAAAUCUGUCAAGAAUGCACUGCAAACAAUCGACUUUGACGAAACGAUAACAAAGCACUUGUUCGGGAUUGUUGCAAGUGUUCUCCACUUGGGGAACGUUCAGUUUGACAUCGACAACACAGGCCAUGCCCUUCUGGACAAGAACACAGAACUCCGCUGGGUUUCAGAUCUGCUUGGUGUGGAUGCCCAAACACUUGAGGAGGCACUUAUAUUCAGAAAGAUAGAAGCCAGAAAGGACCAGGUCCUCAGUCCAUUCACAGUUGAUCAUGCCAUAUAUGCCAGAGACGCCCUGGCAAAAGCCAUCUAUGGACAGACCUUCACCUGGCUGGUCAACAGGAUCAACGACUCCAUGGAAAACAAGGAUUCGACACAGAUGACAGUUAUAGGGCUUUUGGACAUCUAUGGAUUUGAGGUUUUCUAUGUCAACAGCAAGAGGUUCUGGUGGGAACCAGUUCAGUUCUUCAACAACAAGAUCAUCUGUGACCUGGUUGAGGAGAAACACAGAGGAAUCAUACCACUACUGGAUGAAGAGUGUCUCAGACCAGGAGAUGCUACAGAUCUCACCUUCCUGGAGAGGCUGGAAGAAAAGAUGGGGAAUCACCCCCACUUUGUAACACACAAACUGGCUGACAAACUGACACGUAAAACCCUGGAGAGGGGAGAUUUCCGUCUCCUGCAUUACGCCGGGGAAGUCACAUACUGCGUUGUGGGUUUCUUGGACAAAAAUAAUGACCUGUUGUACAGAAACAUAAAAGAUCUGAUGUGUCAGUCUAAAAACAUUAUAGUCAGAGAGUGCUUCUCCACCAUGGACACAGAAAACAAAAAGAGACCAGAGACAGUGGCAACGCAGUUUAAGAGCAGCCUGCUGAGGCUGACGGAGAUGCUCAUGGCGAAAGAGGCUUGGUAUAUUCGCUGCCUAAAAUCCAAUGAGUCCAAGACACCUGGUCAGUUUGACGAGGCCCUGAUCAGACACCAGGUAAAGUACCUGGGUCUGAUGGAGCAUCUCAGGGUCAGACGAGCUGGUUUUGCUUACCGACGCAAGUACGAGGAUUUCUUAAAGAGAUACAAACCGCUGUGCCCGGCCACCUGGCCACACUGGAGAGGAAUGCCUGCAGACGGAGUGGAAAUACUGGCCCAACAUCUGGGAUACCUGCCAGAUGAAUAUAAAAUGGGACGAACCAAAAUAUUCAUCCGACAUCCCAGGACACUUUAUGCCACAGAGGAUGCUUUUGAGAAAUGCAAACAUGACCUGGCAUCAAGACUCCAGGCAAAAUACAAAGGAUACAGGGUAAAAGGAGAGUACCGAAAACAGAAGGAGGCUGCCACUAAAAUUGAGACGUGUUGGAGAGGAGUGCAGGCUAGGAAGGAGAGAGAGAAGAGAGCCUGGGCUGUGAAAGUCAUCAAGAAGUUCAUCAAAGGCUACAUGACCAGAGGGCAAGCAAAAACCACAGACAACUCUGAGUAUCUCGCCUUUGUGAGACAGAGUUACUUGAACAGGUUAAAAGACAAUCUGCCAAAGACUGUUCUGGAUAAAAGCACCUGGCUAACUCCACCACCCGUGCUGACCGAGACAUCAGAGAUUCUGCGUAAACUCCACUACCGUUUAAUGGUGCGGAAGUACGUGAGAGGAAUCACACCUCAGAAGAAAGCCCAAAUUCAAAUGAAGCUUGUUACCAGCUCCAUCUUCAAAGGCAAAAAGGACAGCUAUCCACCAAGUGUCCCUCUGCCUUUUGCAGACACAAGAAUCAGUGAACAAGAUAUAAACACAAGGGUUCUACAAAUGAUUCGUAAUGAGCAGAUUAAGUACAGCGUUCCAGUGGUUAAAUACGACAGAAACGGCUUCAAACCGAGACCCAGACAGCUCAUCCUCACUAAGGCUGCUGCCUAUGUGGUAGAGGAGGCCAAGAUCAAACAGAGAGUACCAUACACCUCUCUCAAAGGAAUUUCAGUCAGUAACUUGACUGAUGGAAUCGUUGUAUUCCAUGUAACAUGUGACGACCCUAAACAAAAGGGAGACCUGGUGAUGCAAUGCGACCAUCUGAUUGAGUUUUUGACUAAACUCAGCAUCAUUGCUAAUAAACAGAAUGUGAUCAGUGUGGUUCAGGGCAGUAUAAAGAUUGAAAUCCAGGCAGGGAAAGCCACCACAGUGGACUUCAGCACUGGGCCGGAGCCCAUGGUGUACAAAGCUAAGAAUGGACACCUUACGGUGGUGGCCACUCGGGCACGGACACGGUGA
Menidia menidia (Atlantic silverside) is the source of this 3321-nucleotide messenger RNA. Lineage: Eukaryota; Metazoa; Chordata; Actinopteri; Atheriniformes; Atherinopsidae. The record is from the annotation of a GenBank genome assembly.